Molecule: messenger RNA, 1293 nt
Organism: Eimeria tenella
Lineage: Eukaryota; Apicomplexa; Conoidasida; Eucoccidiorida; Eimeriidae
Exons: 1
Coding region: 1-1293 (430 amino acids)
Source: RefSeq, a predicted model, not a curated record
AUGGCGAAAGAAGGAGAACUGGAGCAGCAGUUGGGAGCCGUGGCUAGCGCAGCGCCUCCGGGGCCGCAGGAAACGGAGCCGGCGCAGGCGGAAGCCCCCGCGCAGCUGGAAAGCCGGCCCUUUUCGCAGCGCGAGCUGGAGCUGCCGCCUCUGGAGUACAAGAGAGAGCCCGCGGGGGCCUCUGGGGGCUUCAGCGUGGCGUCGGCGCUGCUGGGGAGCCUUUCGGCGGUGCUGCUGCUGCUGCUGGUGGACUCGUUCGUGCUGCCGCUGCACAGCUCCCUCAGCCUCGCCAAGAAGCCCUCCCUGGGCAUUCUGCUGCCGCUGCCGGCCCCCACGGGGCCCCCCAGCGCCUUCGAGGGGGCCCUUUUGGCUGCAGCGCGGGAGCUCGAGGAGGCCUGGGCUGCAGCUUCUCCCGCAGUGCGCGAGGCCUUCGCCCGCCACUUCAUGCCCCCCCCCUCCCAGCCCCCAGAGAGGGCCGGCGAGCCCAUAGAGGUCUACAGGCGGCUCGUGCAGGCCAUGCAGCAGGUGGAGGCCCCCCAGGAGGCCCCGCUGCUGCGGACCUACAAGUUGAAUUUGCUGCUGCUGGAGGGCGUCUGCGGCGCUGCAGCGCAGCUGCUGCAGGGGCUGCGCCUCAUGGAGCUGCUGCACCAAGAGACCGGAGUCCCGGUGUCUCUGCUCAACAAGAAGGCGAGUCUCAAGUUUCCCAGCUUCGACGAGCCGGCAGCAGCAGCAGCAGCAGCGGGAGACGCAGCAGCAGCAGCAGUCACCCUCAACGAGUUCCUCAGGGGCUUCGGGCUCGACGAAGACCUCCCCUCGAAGGCCAGAGUCCCCCAAAAGACCGCCAAGGCCCUCCAAGACCUCCUCAAGCUUCGCCUCAUCUUCGACAGCAGCAGCAGCAGAGCCCACCACAGCUUCCGCCGCUUCCUCGCGGCCCUCGGGCUGGACUCCCCGCUGCACUUCCCCGAGCCCCCGCAGCAGCAGCAGCAGCAGCUGCAGCUGCAGCUGCUGUUCACGAAGGAGAAGUUCAACGUCGACGCGUUUGUGAUGCAUUCCAGAAAAGAAAAGUACUACAGAAGGGCCUCCGAUCUUGUCUUCCAAGACCUCCUCUGGAGGCUCGCGGGAAACUGGAAUGCAGAAAAAGUGGCGAAGUUCGCGGAAGAACAAGAGCCGGAGUUCAAUUUUUUUCUCGAAAAAAAUAAAAGUGACAAGGAACUCUUUUUGAAACUCGACUCCUGGGGGCCCCAGGGGCUACACCCCGAAGACGUCAACGCCCUCGUCAGGUACCUUCUUUGA